Botrytis fragariae is the source of this 5583-nucleotide messenger RNA. RefSeq names its product putative calcium-transporting p-type atpase protein. Gene Ontology annotation, cellular component: membrane. Lineage: Eukaryota; Fungi; Ascomycota; Leotiomycetes; Helotiales; Sclerotiniaceae. The record is from RefSeq and is a predicted model, not a curated record. The transcript has 7 exons. Gene Ontology annotation, molecular function: ATP binding; transporter activity; ATP hydrolysis activity. The coding region runs from base 1 to 5583 and encodes 1860 amino acids.
AUGGUCAACCUUCCAUCGGCGAAUGGUAGAGAGCCAAUUUCAGAGCCAUCUUCGAGACCAAGGUCGAGGGAUAGGGCCAAUUCAAAGAGCAGACAUACUCGAUCGUCCUCAGCGAUGGCCAAAUCAAUAGCAGAUGAAUUUUCCGGUCUUACACCCGCAGAAACCGCAGAACGAUUGCAGACCUCACUCACGUCAGGUUUGACACCCGCAGAAGCUCUUGCUAGAUUACACGAUCAAGGACCGAAUGAACUUCCCCACGAACCUCCCGAACCAUUAUGGCUUCGAUUUGUGAAGCAAUUUAAGGAAACUUUGAUUCUGUUGUUGUUGGGUUCAGCUGUUAUGUCAGUAAUAGCUGGGAACAAAGAUGAUGCGAUCAGUAUUGCCGUUGCAGUUACAAUUGUGGUUACGAACACCUGCAUGGCCCCUAGUACCCGAGAUGUCCCAGAGACGGAAGCAUUGAUGGCAGACUCUGGAUCUGACGCGGAUUCUAGUAUGGCAGAAUCUGUAUCACAAAAAAUGAUGGCAUCGAAACUGGUUCCUGGAGAUCUCGUUUUAUUUACUACUGGGGAUCGUAUACCUGCCGAUAUUCGUGUCACAAAAGCUUCAGAUUUGACAAUUGAUGAAUCCAAUUUAACUGGAGAAAAUGAGCCUGUCCGGAUCACUGCGGAAGCUAGACAUAUCGAUUUUAGACCCGGAUCUAGCUCACUAGAACCACCUACAUCCUCCGAUUAUGCCUCUCCUGCCAGUGGAGCUGUAGGUGCAGAUAUCAGAUUAAAUAGUACGACUAAUAUUGCUUUCAUGGGAACACUUGUAAGAUCUGGGCAUGGUCAAGGAAUCGUCUAUGCAACAGGUGGAAAUACUCAUUUUGGAACGAUUGCUGCAAGUGUAUCGGAAACGGAAAGUCCUAGAACUCCCCUACAGCUUUCAAUGGACGAUUUAGGGAACCACUUAAGUCAAGCUUCUUUCGUUAUUAUUGCGGUAAUCUCUUUAGUUGGAUGGUUACAAGGAAAAGCAUGGUUGGAUAUAUUCACAAUUUCGAUAUCCUUAGCUGUUGCAGCUAUCCCUGAAGGUUUACCAAUUAUUGUUACAGUCACCUUGGCUCUUGGCGUACAUCGAAUGGCACGACACAAUGCUAUAGUACGAAAAAUGCCAAGUGUGGAAACUCUAGGAUCGGUCAAUGUUGUUUGUAGUGAUAAAACAGGUACCCUUACCAUGAACCAUAUGACUACUGUUAAAAUGUGGUAUUCUGAUGCCGAUGCUCCAUUGGACGUUGAUUCGGAUGAUGAGACUGUAGAAUCUAAAGCUGAUACUGUGGCUCUUCGUAUUCUUCGCAUCGGAAAUAUAGCUAAUAAUGCACGUCUUACUCAUCUUCAUGCCCCAUCAGCGUCGUCAGUCGCUAUUUUAUCCUCUACUCAGGGUCGUGCUUCAGGUCAAGUCUUAAAAAGCAGGUGGGUCGGUCAGCCGACUGACGUUGCGAUGCUUGAUAUGCUCGAUCGAUUCAGAGAGCAUGACGUCCGUGAAGGUUUGGGUCAUCGUAUUGGGGAAACCCCAUUCAGUUCUGAAAGAAAAUGGAUGGGUGUUACCAUUGGAGAUUUGGGUCCGGAAGGUACAUCAAGUCCAAAAGAACAUGCUUAUAUCAAAGGAGCUAUCGAGCGAGUUUUGGAAAGGUGUGAUACAUAUCUUACAAAAGACGGCCGUGAAGUUCAAUUGGAUGCGGCAAAGAGACAACAAGCUUUACAAGCUGCCGAAAAACUUGCCUCUGAAGGACUUAGAGUUCUUGGUUUUGCUAGUGGCCCAGUUGCCAGGCACGCUAAAUCGUUGGCUCCAACAAGCCGAAGUGCAACACCAAUCUCGAAACUAGACCACCAUGUGUCUCACAGCGAAGACGUCUACAACGGUCUCACGUUUGCUGGGUUGGUUGGUAUGAGUGAUCCUCCACGAACAGGUGUUUCGAAAUCGAUUCGACGACUCAUGCGGGGCGGUGUUAAAGUGAUCAUGAUCACUGGAGAUGCUGAAACAACUGCUCUCGCUAUUGCAAAGAAGCUCGGUAUGCCUGUUGCAGCACCACGUGCUCAUUCAGUAAACUCUGUAGAAGUUAGACCAGUCUUACGAGGUGAUGAGAUAGAUGAGAUGACCGACGCAGAGUUACAAGCCGCCAUAGCCAAUACUUCCGUAUUCGCCAGAACCAGUCCAGAUCACAAGAUGAAGAUUAUCAGAGCACUACAAGCUCGUGGUGAUAUUGUCGCAAUGACUGGUGAUGGUGUCAAUGAUGCACCUGCCCUCAAGAAAGCUGACAUUGGCAUAUCUAUGGGUUUACAAGGAACAGAUGUUGCCAAAGAAGCUGCAGAUAUGAUCUUGACUGAUGACGAUUUUUCAACUAUUCUCAAAGCAAUCGAAGAGGGCAAAGGCAUUUUCAGUAAUAUCCAAAAUUUCCUUACAUUUCAACUUAGUACAAGCGCUGCGGCACUUAGCUUGGUUUUAGUCUGCACGUGUUUGGGAUUCAAGAAUCCCUUAAAUGCGAUGCAGAUCCUUUGGAUUAAUAUUAUUAUGGAUGGACCCCCAGCUCAAUCAUUAGGCGUGGAGCCAGUGGAUCCAGAUGUUAUGAACCGACCACCCCGAAAGAGGAAUGCUCCUGUACUUACAAGAGCGUUGAUCACUCGAGUCCUUACGUCCGCUACCAUUAUCAUGUUAGGUACCAUGGCAGUUUAUACUCACGAAAUGCUUUCAGAUGGUAAAGUCAGUAAGAGAGAUACAACCAUGACCUUUACCUGCUUCGUUCUUUUCGAUAUGUUUAAUGCGUUGAACUGUCGUUCAGAAUCAAAGUCUGUCCUCAGAGGUGAGGUCGGGCUGUUUUCGAACAAGCUAUUCAAUUGGGCAGUAUCGUUGAGUCUUGGUGGACAAAUACUAGUCAUAUACUUCCCCUGGCUUCAGGAAGUAUUUCAAACAGAAGCUCUGGCACUUACAGAUUUGGUUGGCUUGGUUAUCUUAACAAGUUCUGUAUUCUGGGCGGAUGAAGCAAGAAAAUGGUGGAAAUCAAGGAGUAGAAGAAGGCUUGGUAGUGGGUAUAGUCAAGUCAUGCACCCGACCUCAACCCAGCUUCCCCAAAGAAGAGCUACCCAUGCCUCAACCCACCCAAUGCCUCCACCCGGCCUCCUAAAUGGCAGUCUCACACCUCUACCCACAACACCGUCUCCAGAAUCAGCUCAAUCAUCCAUUCACAAUGCCUCCUCCCUAGCCUCUAUCCAAAACAUCCUCUCAAACCUCCAUACCCGCGACGCAGCGAUCACUACUAGUCUCCAAUCCCUCAUCUCUUCUCAAGCCUCCCUCUCCCGCGAUCUCGGCCGGCUCGAUCUCUUACGCGCGCAUCUUGGCACAAAUGUUAUAAAUACCAGGGCGAUUUCAAAUGGAAUGCUGGAUAAUGCCGCCGGCACGGCUGAGAAGUUGAGCUCAAAAGUAAAGGAAUUGGAUUUGGAGAAGAAACGAGUCGAGGAAACAUUGGGUGUUGUAGAACAAGUCGCGGAAUUGAAAGCAUGCGUCAAUGGCGUAGUGGGUAGUAUGGGGGCUCCGCAAGACUGGGAAGCUGCAGCGGGAUAUAUUGCAAGAGCGUCGAAGAUCCCAGCACAUAUUGUUGAGGGCAAUUUUGCGGCAAGGACGGUUCCGAGUGUUGAGGUACCGGAUGCGCCAGGUGUGACGAUUGAGGAGGCGAAGAAAAGCUUGUGCGGAUUGUUUUUGAGAGAGUUUGAGAAGGCGGCUGAGGAAGGGGAUGGAGUGAGAGUUACGAGGUUCUUUAAAUUGUUCCCAUUGAUUGGGAGGGAAGAGGUUGGGCUGGAUGUUUAUGGAAAAUAUGUUUGUCAAGGAGUAGCAGGAACGGCGAGGAAGAAUUUAAAGGAGGGGACGAAAGGGGAGAGAGGUAAAGAGGUAUUUUUCUACGCGCAGGCGUUGACGAGGUUGUUUGAACACAUUGCGCAGAUCGUGGAGGGACAUGGAGGGUUGGUGGAAAGACACUAUGGGGCCGGGAAGAUGGUUAGAGUGAUAGAGAGAUUACAGGCUGAGGCCGACGUGCAGGGCGGGAUUGUUUUGGACACAUGGGGAGACGAGAAAAAUGUCGAUAGGAGAUUGACAGACGUGAGAAGUUAUCCGUUUUCUUUCUUGGUGCAAAGCUUUCUACCGAAUCAAAGACCAACUGGAAUCUCGAGGACGGGCUCACCUGCAGUUGGAGCGGCUGCUAAUGGGAGAGCAAGUGAAGAUGAGGGUGUGGAUAUGAAAGAAGUAGAUGGUCUUUUGAAUGAGAUGGCUGUGAUGUUAGGUCGUUGGUCAUUGUAUACUCGAUUCUUGAGCGGCAAAUGCAGGGAUCCAGAAGCUAGCGCAGAUGAUCCUCUAGUCAUGCCGGAGUUAUUAGACAAAUCAGCUCUUAGUCGAAAAAUCUCAAAUCGUCUGAAGGAUCCAUUUAAUGUUAUGACUACAUUUUUCUUCCGACGAUCUGUUGAGAAAGCAUUUCAAUUGGAUGAAUCUCCUACAGGAUUGUCUCUCAAUCUAUCAAAACCUAUAGAUGGAACUGCUCCAUAUAUAAUCUCUGCUGUUGAUGAUGUUAUGUAUAUCGUCAAUGCAGUACUUAAACGAUCCAUCUCAACAUCACAACGUGGUGUAAUCGAAUCCGUUAUUCCAGCAAUAAGCAGAGUUUUGGGAACCGAUUUUGUAGGAAUGGUUCAACGCAAAAUGCGAGACGAAUCUUACCCAAAACCACUCGUCCAAGGCGGAUUUCCACCGGAAGAUAGAAUUAUCGCCUUUAUCGUCCUGAUCAACAGUCUUGUUGUAUCAAAUGACUAUAUUUCCAGAAUUGUGUCGAGUCAUCUCCAAUCUUCCGAAACAAACAGCGCAUCUCACGCUAAAGGUGUACCACCUGCUCCAGCUUUGAAAGACAUGUUCCCCUAUGGUCAUGAUGCCACUUUCGUUUCUAAUUCUCUUACAAGUCUCAAUACGACAUUCUCGUCAAAGACCAACGAGUUGAUCAGCGAAGGUCUGCAAGUAAUGUUCAAUAACGUCAUCAAACCACGUCUCCGUCCAGUCUUAAGCGAAACAUUCCGCGAUGUAGAUUACUCCCUUACAUCAGAAGAUCUCGCUGAAAUAGCCCGCCAAAAUGAUACUGAUGAUGAUCCUCAAGAAAUACUACAGGACAUGGUAUCUCGUCGUUUCGAACAUCACUGGGAUGCUCUCAUGAAACCUAUUCAUAGAAUCAUGUCUACGACACCAUUCAAUACCCUCCUAGAGCAAACCGCUCAAUAUCUAGCAAGAGUUCUAGAAAGAAGGGUUUGGAAUUAUAGCGGGAAAAUGAAUGCAUUAGGAGCAACUAGGAUGGAAAGAGAUUAUGGAGGGAUUGUAGGAGUAAUUGCCAGAGGAGGAAAGUAUGGCUUGAGAGAUGUUUUUGCGAGGGUACUGCAGGUUGCUAUGGUUGUCAAUAUGGAUGAGGAAGAAUGGGAGGCGGUUAAUGUUGAAGGUGAUGGAUUGGGUGAAGAGGAAGUGGAGAUGGUUUGGGUAUUGACGGUAGAUGAGAGAACAAGGGCUAGAGGUAUGGUUAGGGAGUGA